AUGUUACCACCACUGCUCCUCCUAGUUUCUGUUGUUCUCCUAGCUCUGAUUCAAGCAGUGUACACGAGAUCCAAGAGACAAAAGCUUCCCGAAGGAGUUCGUCCUCUUCCUGGGCCAAAAGGCCUUCCUUUCAUCGGCCGUGUUCACGAUGUGCCGCCAGAAGCAACAUGGCUUAAAUUCUAUGAGUGGUCCAAGACGUACGGGCCUAUCUACGAGAUGAAGAUCUUCGGCACCUCCCAUGUCUGGAUCUCAGAUGAGAAGAUAGCCCACGACCUCUUGGCCAAGCGGAACGCGGUGUACUCUGAUCGUCCGGUCAUCCCUAAUCUUCCAGACAACCGCACAAGUGGUGACUACCUUGCGCUGCUGGGGAGGACAGAGACAUGGAAGCGACAGCGCAAGCUCUGCCACCACCUCAUGACCACCAGCGCCCAGGAAUCACUCCACGGGUACCCCACACAGGAGCGGGACAGGUUCUUGUAUCUCAUGUCACAGGACAGCGACAACUACAUCGAGUGGAUCGAGCAGUUCACCAGCCGGACCGUCUCGCGCCUUGGCUGGGGCAGCCCGCACCCUGCGAAGGUCCUGCGGAAGACGACAUUCGGGCUGCUCGAGACCAUAUCGCCGUCUGGCGCCCUGCCGAACGUUAUCAGCUGGCUUGCCCACGUUCCUGCCUUCAUGAGCCCGUGGAAGAAGAAGGAGCGCGCGAGGCACGAGCUGGAAGAGCGGCUGUUCAAGAUGAACGUCGGCUUUGUGGAGAAGGGGAGGGCAGCCGGGGAUGCCAAACCUAGCUUUACGAAGACGUUCCUGGAUGAUCAAGAGAAGAUGGCCAAGGGCCCGGAUGAGAAAGACUGGAUGAAGUCAACGGCUACUGACAAGGGCGAGGCGAUGUACACGGUUGGCUUGAUGGCUAUCGCCGGUGCGCUCACAAUCGGCAGCCCUGUGCAGAGCUAUCUGCUGGCCAUGUGUCAUCACCCUGAAUGGCAGGCACAAUUGCAACAGGAGAUUGACUCGGUCUGUGAGGGGCGGUGCCCCCAGUGGGAGGAUCGUGAGAAGCUUCCUCUGCUCAGAGCUGUGGUGAAAGAGGUCAUCCGGUGGCGGCCACCGGUCCCGACAGGAAUCCCUCAUGCCACCGAGAAAGAUGAUGUUUACAACGGUUACUUCAUCCCAGCUGGAGCGACUAUCCAUGCUCUGGAAUGGGGCAUCACCCGGGACGAAAGCAUGUACCCAGAGCCAGAGGUCUUCAACCCAGGCCGCUGGCUCUCCAAGGAAUACCCAACCUAUCGCGAACCGCUCACCCAGCACCCCAACCUGAACGGCUUCUCGCAGUUUGGCUUCGGCCGGCGAACCUGCCAGGGCAUACCCAUCGUCGAACAGGACCUCUUCCUGACCAUGGGCGGCAUGGCGUGGGCCUUUGACAUCCGGAAGCGGCGCGAUCCCAAGACGGGCAAGGAGAUCCCCGUCCACUGGAACAGCUUCACGCCGCUCCUGAUCGCGAAGCCCGUCAAGUUCGCUUUUGAAGCCGUGCCGCGGGGCGGCGAGUCCAAGCUGGAGACGCUGAGGGCGAUGUGGGAGGCGGCCAAGGAGGAGGAUGAGGAGCUCGUGCUGAAAGACGACGGGAGCCUGGAGCAUGUGAUCAGGAAGUCCCCAGGGGCGCUUGACGGGAAGGAAAUUGGGAUAGAGGAGUCGAAUGACACGAGCGAUAGCGACCACGACGUUCUCAUCAACGUGCGUGAGUCCUCGUCGGAGGCCAGUGAGGCGAACAAUUGA
Molecule: messenger RNA, 1767 nt
Organism: Diaporthe citri
Lineage: Eukaryota; Fungi; Ascomycota; Sordariomycetes; Diaporthales; Diaporthaceae
Exons: 3
Coding region: 1-1767 (588 amino acids)
Molecular function (GO): monooxygenase activity; oxidoreductase activity, acting on paired donors, with incorporation or reduction of molecular oxygen; iron ion binding
Source: RefSeq, a predicted model, not a curated record